AUGUCCGAGGAGCCACCGUACGUCGUCUCCCCUACAGCCGACUCAUCUUCCACCGCCCGCCCUGCCACGUUCAUUUUUCUCCAUGGCUAUGGAGAUGAUGCCGAAGGCCUCCCGCUGGGGCUGGCUCAACAGUUCCAGUUCAACAACAAAAUGCAAUAUCUGAAAUGGGUUCUGCCUAAUGCACCGCACAAUCACGAGGCCAUGGCUCGAGCAUGGUAUGUCCCCAAGGCCUUGCCCAACGCCGUAAAGCCUCGAGUGCCGGGGCAUGAAGGUGAGGAAGAUGCUCCAGAUGAUGAGGUCGGGAUCAUGCAGAGCGUGGACAUGUUGGAUCAGCUUGUCGAACAGGAGAUCAAGAAUGGGACGCCCUCAGAGAGAAUCGUCGUCGGUGGAUUCAGUCAAGGUUGUGCGGUGAGCCUGGUUUGGGGUCUGACCGGGAGGCUCAAACAUCAAGUUGCGGGAGUGCUCUGCCUGUCUGGGUACAUGCCCCUCCAAACCCGGAUACAACAGCUGAGAAAUGAGAGGGGAAUCAAGGACGACGACAAAGAUCCCAAAAGAUGGUUCUACGUUCAUGGUACAAUGGACAUGUUGGUUCCCACAAGACUCUUUGUACAAGGCAAAGACGAACUGGCAAAAUGGGUGGACAAGGAGAAUAUCGAGGAGCACCUGUACCAGGGCAUGGGCCAUUCUACGAAUUCUGCCGAGUUGAGAGACAUGCUGGCAUUCUUCGAAAAGGUCAUCCCCGAGUGA
Molecule: messenger RNA, 747 nt
Organism: Cladophialophora psammophila CBS 110553
Lineage: Eukaryota; Fungi; Ascomycota; Eurotiomycetes; Chaetothyriales; Herpotrichiellaceae
Exons: 1
Coding region: 1-747 (248 amino acids)
Biological process (GO): protein depalmitoylation
Cellular component (GO): cytoplasm
Molecular function (GO): carboxylic ester hydrolase activity; palmitoyl-(protein) hydrolase activity
Source: RefSeq, a predicted model, not a curated record